Chrysochloris asiatica (Cape golden mole) is the source of this 1569-nucleotide messenger RNA. RefSeq names its product OMA1 zinc metallopeptidase (gene OMA1). Gene Ontology annotation, biological process: protein quality control for misfolded or incompletely synthesized proteins; mitochondrial protein processing. The coding region runs from base 1 to 1569 and encodes 522 amino acids. NCBI's taxonomy places the organism in Eukaryota, Metazoa, Chordata, Mammalia, Afrosoricida, Chrysochloridae. Gene Ontology annotation, molecular function: metalloendopeptidase activity. Gene Ontology annotation, cellular component: mitochondrial inner membrane. The record is from RefSeq and is a predicted model, not a curated record. The transcript has 8 exons.
AUGAGCUUCACCUGUGGAUUGCAGUCAGCUAUGAGAAACUGUGUUUACUUUAGAUUUAAUUCACUGACCAAUGGGAGAAAAUAUAACACACUAGCUGUAAACUCACAGGGCUGUAAUCAAGUACAAAUGAACUAUAUAGUAAGUAACUAUCAGGGACUGAGAAUAAAUCAGUGUGAUAGGUUUACUUUUCCUCCUAGAAAUGUUCACUUCUAUAAGACUUUUAAUAACAAGAGAACAGGAUGCCUCACAAGUAACAAAAAUAAGGAGCUUUGGAGGAUUACCUACAAGUGUACUGCAUGGAAUGACUCUUUCUCAAGACAGCUGUUGAUAAAAGAAGUUUUGCCUUUUUCAGCAUUGCAUCCUUUAUGCUGUUUUCCUAUAAGAGAGAUCAGAAGUUUCCACACUUCUCCACGUUUUCAAGCUGCUCCAGUUCCUCUCCUGUUAAUCAUUCUUAAGCCUGUGCAGAAACUACUUGCAAUCAUCGUAGGCAGGGGCAUAAGGAAAUGGUGGCAGGCACUUCCUCCUAACAAGAAGGAACUAUUUAAACAAAGUGUACGGAAGAAUAAAUGGAAGUUAUUCCUUGGUAUGAGUAGUUUUGGAUUGCUAUUCCUAGUGUUUUAUUCUACUCACCUGGAAAUGAGUCCAAUCACAGGAAGGAGAAAGCUGCUAUUAUUGGGGAAGGAACAUUUCAGACUUUUGUCAGAACUGGAAUAUGAAUCAUGGAUAGAAGAAUUUAAAAAUGAUAUGCUAACUGAGAAAGACGCAAGAUACCUGACCAUUAAAAAAGUAGUUAAUCAUCUAAUUGAAUGCAAUAAAGAUGUCCCGGGAAUCUCGGAGAUCAAUUGGGUUAUUCAUGUGGUGGAUUCUCCACAAAUAAAUGCUUUUGUACUUCCAAAUGGACAAGUGUUUGUUUUCACUGGGCUUUUAAAUAGUGUAAAUGAUAUUCAUCAACUUUCCUUCCUUCUGGGCCAUGAAAUUGCUCAUGCAGUACUUGAGCAUGCUGCAGAAAAGGCUAGCUUGGGUCAUUUAUUGGAUUUCCUGGGUUUGAUUUUUCUCACAAUGAUAUGGGCCAUUUGUCCUCGAGAUAGUUUGGCACUUUUGGGCCAGUGGAUACAGUCUAAAUUGCAGGAGUAUAUGUUUAAUAGACCGUAUAGUAGAACACUGGAAGCUGAGGCUGACAAAAUUGGACUACAGCUUGCUGCCAAGGCUUGUGUGGAUGUCCGAGCCAGUUCCGUAUUUUGGCAGCAGAUGGAGUUCGCAGAUAAGCUCCAUGGUCACCCCAAGUUGCCAGCAUGGUUAUCCACACACCCUUCUCAUGGAAAUCGAGCUGAGUGCUUAGAUAGACUUAUACCUCAGGCUCUUAAAAUAAGAGACAGCUGUAAUUGCCCACCUCUUUCUGGACCUGACCCUCGAUUACUGUUCAGACUCACCACGAAGCAUUUUCUGGAAGAAUCAGAGAAAGAAGAUAAAAAUAUUACUGUUAAGAAACAUAAAAUGGAUACUCUUCCUAUUCAAAAGCAGGAACAAAUACCGUUAACAUACAUAGUUGAGAAGAGAACUGACAGUUGA